AUGGGUACUGCAGCGUCGAGUUCUGCUUUGGAGAAGAGUUACGAACUCCCAGAUGGUCAAGUUAUCACUAUUGGUAAUGAGCGAUUCAGAUGUCCAGAAGCUCUUUUCCAACCUAGCUUCUUGGGGAUGGAAUCCGCCGAUAUACGAAAGGAUUUGUACGCAAACACAGUAUUAUCAGGUGGAAGUACAAUGUAUCCUGGUAUUGCUGACCGUAUGCAAAAGGAGAUUAGUGCACUAGCUCCGAGUACUAUGAAGAUUAAGAUAGUUGCACCACCUGAGAGGAAGUACUCUGUAUGGAUUGGUGGUUCUAUUUUGGCUUCACUAUCAACAUUCCAGCAGAUGUGGAUUUCCAAACAGGAAUAUGAUGAAUCUGGUCCCGGUAUUGUUCAUCGCAAAUGCUUUUAA
Schistosoma spindalis is the source of this 405-nucleotide messenger RNA. The record is from the annotation of a GenBank genome assembly. Lineage: Eukaryota; Metazoa; Platyhelminthes; Trematoda; Strigeidida; Schistosomatidae.